Molecule: messenger RNA, 1345 nt
Organism: Pangasianodon hypophthalmus (striped catfish)
Lineage: Eukaryota; Metazoa; Chordata; Actinopteri; Siluriformes; Pangasiidae
Gene: snrnp48
Product: small nuclear ribonucleoprotein 48 (U11/U12)
Exons: 9
Coding region: 152-1162 (336 amino acids)
Cellular component (GO): U12-type spliceosomal complex; cytosol; nucleoplasm
Source: RefSeq, a predicted model, not a curated record
CCAUAGUGCACUGCGAAGGGUAUGAAAUAACGGCUGGCUGGUGAUAAGACGCGUGCUUCUAAUGUAGCUGCUAUUUAAUACAGUGGUAUAUUUUGGUACAAGGCCUGAACCGGAUUUAGGAGAGGUUUUUUUGGUGGCGUUUAGGUGAAAAAUGAGUGGCUUUGAUUCCUCUGAGGCGCUGCAGGAGCGGUUAGAGACUCUGCAUCAACUGACUGAGUUUACUCAAAACUGUCGGACACAACUGACAGAGCUGUUCGAGGUGCUGGGAUGGAGCUGGGAGAAUUAUUCCUCACAGCAGGACAAGAUGGAGGUGUGCCCCUAUGACCCGAACCACACAGUUCCGUGUAGCAGCAUGGAGAACCACAGAACAACCUGUCUGCUCAGCCAGCUGGGAUACUCCAGAGAAGAACAGGCAGAGAUGUACGAGACAUCAUUCUGCUAUGAGAAGGCCAACAUUCCCAGCAUAAAACUGGAUAAACAUGAACAACAUCAGGUAAUUCUGCAGGCCCGGGCGAGUGCCCCUCCUAUUCAGUCGACAGGAAGUUACUGCCAAAAGGAUUACUCCACUGAGCCUGCAGAUGUGCCUCAGAACCACAAACGAGCAAUAUGUGACCUCACAACGGCUGACCGAUUGGCUCUGUAUGAUCAUGUGAUUCAGGAGGCCAUACAGCAGAGUGCAAAGGCAUCCAACAAUGAGGAUCUCUAUGUGGAUCUUGUGUCCAAGCUUAACAAAGAUGAGGAGAAAAGUGGCCCAAAGUCUCACCUCGAGGUCCUGGCUGAGAUGAGGGACUACAGGAGACGCCGUCAGUCAUACAGAGCCAAAAAUGUUCACAUCACCAAGAAGUCUUACACCGAGAUCAUUCGUGAAGUGAUAGAUGUCCACUCGGGGGAGCUGGCCAAGCUGUGGCAGGAGGAGAGAGAGGAGGAGAGCAAAACUUCACAACACUCCCACAGGAGACUGCCAGAUGAAAGCCGCUCUGCCUCUGUUGAGUCACGCGAAUCUCACGUGAGUUUCAGAGAAGAGAACAGCUCUCACCACAAACGUCACCAAAAACACAGCCGCGAGCACAGCCAGGAAAGAGGCAGCAAAAGCAGAAGGAGGGAUUCCCACUCCCCUGAAGAGAGACAUCACAAGAAAAAGAAGAAGAAAAACAAGUCAUGAAUUGUUUAGUUGGGUUAGCAGUGAUUAGGUCAAAAAUGAGCAUGUAAUGAUUUCAAAUAUUUGAAGAAAACAGUAAUGACAGACCUGCCGUUAAGCUGUAUCAUUUUAUUAUCAGAUUACAAGCUUUUGUUCUUUUACCUUGUUCAGUGUGUACAAUUGAAUUAAAGGAUAUUUCAAUCUUAA